AUGGCGGCCUCCUUCUUCCACUGCGCUCUCAACGGCGGCGAAGCAACGCGCACCGAGCCAGUACUAUUAGUCCUCUCCGUGGUCCUCGCCUUGGCGUCCUCCGCCUCGGCCAUCGAUGGCCGCAACCUCACCGCCGGGUUCAUCCAGGUGGAGCUCGCGGAGGGCAACUUCGUGGUGCAGAGCCCCUAUGAUGUGCCGGAGAACCAGCGCUACAGCUACGACAAUGUCACCGGCGUGCGCACCUUCUUGGUCUACGCCAGCGACAAGCCCUUCAACACUGUCACCGGCACCAAGCCCCGCACCGAAGUUCGCCUCACCUGCCACGACUACUCGUCGGGGGUGUGGCAGUUCGAGGGCUACGGCUACGUGCCGGCAGGGACCUCCGGCGCGUCGGUGAUGCAGAUCCACAACGAGGACGGCGGCGCGCACGCCACGACGCUGAUGCUGUGGGUCUACAACGGCACGCUGCGGUACUACGACCGGCAGGUGGUGGAGGACGGCAUCUAUGACCGCUGGUUCCGCCUCAACGUAGUGCACGACGUCGGCGCGUCGACGGUCGCCGUGUACGUCGACGGCGCGCCCAGGCUGGCCGCCAACGUCAGGCCCAGCGCGUUGCACUACUUCAAGUUCGGGGUGUACAUGGGGCAUCACGACGUGUCGCCGCUCGUGGAGUCGCGCUGGAGGAACAUCACCGUGUACACGAAACCCUAUUAA
Molecule: messenger RNA, 714 nt
Organism: Miscanthus lutarioriparius
Lineage: Eukaryota; Viridiplantae; Streptophyta; Magnoliopsida; Poales; Poaceae
Source: the annotation of a GenBank genome assembly